Gryllus bimaculatus (two-spotted cricket) is the source of this 5332-nucleotide messenger RNA. Lineage: Eukaryota; Metazoa; Arthropoda; Insecta; Orthoptera; Gryllidae. The record is from the annotation of a GenBank genome assembly.
CGAGCUUCCCUAAAUGAGGCUCCGACGCGCGAAGUUAUAUUUCAUGUUUCCCUUGUAGCUUGGUCCUCUCUUAUAAACAGUAUAUUAAUAGAUGCUCGGAGGCCGGCUAGUUUGUAGUUUGAAUCUGUGUAAGCAAACAUGGUUCAAAUUGGUUCGAACCCCGGUACAAAAAGCAAAAGGUUUGACAGAAUUCGCGCGGCGCUUGAUUUGGCUGGACCUGAUGCCAAGUCAUGUCGUCAUGAACGGUGCUGAAAGAGUAAAAAUGCCGAGGCCUCGGGUAUAUUAUUCUUCCGUGUUCGUUAGAAGGUUCAGUACUGUUUCCUUUUAAUUGUCAUCGAAAAGUUAAAUACCGUCGUCGUGCUGGUAUGUGGAUUUAAGCAAGUGAUUUUCAGCUCCGUAUGACAAUUCACUCGCAGUGGAUUGUGUUGUCUUCGCAAAGUGUCAGAGAGGAGUUAUUACAACGGAUGAAUUUCAUGUUUACUUUACAUUCUAUCAGUUUUCUCGAUGGUGUUCAAAUGUUUCCCAGACGGAUUUUCUCCAGGGUCGGUUGUGACAGUGACAGGUUAUGUUCACUCAGAUCCUGUUAGGUUCGAAAUAAAUCUGCAAUGUGGGCCAGUAGUAUCUCCUGACAUAGUUGGAGACAUUGCACUUCAUUUCAAUCCUCGCUUUGACGAAGACCUACCUGUAAUAGUGAGAAAUACAAAAUCCAAUGGACAAUGGGGGUAUGAAGAAAGAGAUGGAGGAUUCUUUUUCAAGCCUAAUCAGAAUGUCUCCAUCCAAAUUUACUCAGAACGGCGAGGCUAUAAGAUAAUUGUGGAUGAUUUUCCAUUUAUUUACUAUAAGCACAGACAAGAUCUUUCAACAGUGACCCAUUUAUCAAUUAGAGGAGAUAUUGAUGUACAAGAAGUGUGCUAUAAGGCAGCUCCUAUUUUAGAAGAUGAAUUUCAAGUACCAAAGCCACCAGCUACAUCAGCCUUAGCAAGCUUCUCAUUUUCCGUCAACCUCGUAUGUGGGAAAAAUCCAGAAGAGGAUUGUGAUUUUUGUUGUCCCCUGACAGUGGCAUUACACUAUGAUGUUCGCUUCUAUCCUUCCAACUUAAUUGUAAGAAAUACCUUGGUAGAAGGUGAAUGGGGAGAUGAAGAAACAGAUGAAUGUUUUACUUUUACACAAGAUAACGAUUUUACUUUACGUUUUGACUGCAAAGAGGAACAUUUUCAGAUUUAUGUGAACAAACUAUUAACUUCAACAUAUCGACAUAGGAUUAGUCCCCUGAAUAUAUCUUACGUAUAUGUUCAUGGAGGAGUUGGUCUUUACGAUGUGAAUAUGAUGAAUUUGUAACAGGAAUAUCAAGUAACUCUCUGCAACUAACCAGUGCAUAUGUGUGUAAAUGACUAUGAAACCUGAUAAGUAGCCUGUAUAAACCUUUGUAAUUUGCCCAGGUUCCAAAGCUAAAGUACUGAUACUGAUGACAGUGAUUAUAAUGAUCACAGAGAAAUAUUCUUAGGGCUGGAUUCACCAAACAAAGAGUAAAUCAUGUUUACUCGAGAGUAACGUCUUGGAGCGUUUCAUCAACACUACUCGAGUGUAAAUUGCUUACAUUAGAGUAAAUUCGAGAGUAACUUUACACUGCGAAAAUCCAUCAGGUAAAGUACAGAGUAAAUUCAGUUUUCAGUAUGCAUGUAUCUCCGAAGUGUUGUUACAGCUUGACGAUUAUGAAUGAUAGAAUUUCAAGACAAUUCCAGCAAAGAUUCGGAAUAUUAUCCCCUAGUGCGAAGACAAAGGGUGCGAGAGAGAAUGAAUUGAUUUCAAUUAUGACGAUCGAGAUUUUGUCACGAGGUUAUGUUUGACCAAAUCAGCUGUUAACUUCAUCAGAUACAUUGUAGAGAUACUUGUAGAGAACUUGUAAAUUAUUUUUCCACAUGUGGAUACAAAAUAAAGGUAUUACAUACUGUAUACGAUAACAAAAGGAAAAAUAAUAACUACAGGGACUGCAAGUACUAAAAAAUAUUUAUGUAUUUAGUAAAAACUGUAUGUGACGUAGGGGGGAGAUCAUUUGCACAUGUUUUAUUAAAUUCCAGAAUCCCUUUCCAACAUUUUAACUAUAAAUAGGUGAACGUUGAAUACAAUUUUCAAAAAUAAAACAAAUAAUAAUAAUAAUAAUAAUAAUAAUAAUAAUAAUGAUAAUAAUAAUAAUAAUAACAAUGAUAAUAAAAUUUAGAAAAACGUGAGAUCAGCAACAUUUGAAAAACUAAACAUUUUCGUUCCCGAGUUAUAGAAAAUUAAUUUGGAUCACCAUCGGUAAACAAACUGCAAAUUUGAUUUUUCUGCAUUGCUAACAAAAUAGUAACUUAUCUCCAGAUAAGAAAAAUUAAUAUUUAUUAAGAAAUAAAGAUACAAAAACUAAGAAGUAAACUAUGCCAACUCAAAUCACGAUAACACCACACAAUAUAAUAACGCCAAGAACUCUGAAACUGAAAUUAAUGAUAGAAUAUAAGGAAUUAAUCAAAGGUUCACGUUGGUCCCCUUGUUUUCCAGCAUCACUCCCGCUCACAGCCUCUUGAUUCGCUCUCAGAUAUUGCGCGUUCAGUUGAUUCGCAGAGUAAAUUAAAGAGUAUAUACUCUAGAGUAAAAUAACCCUGUACAAGCAUGGUGAAACGCUCAUAUUCUACUUGAGAGUUACUAUCUUAGGGUAAAUGGUUACUCUCGGGUAAUUACUCUCAACUUCACUCGGUUGUAGGUGAAACUGGCCCUUAAUGUUAUAUUGAGUGAUGAAUGGGAGUACUAAUUGCAGUAUUUGCAGCCUAUGUACUUUUUGGAUAAUAUUAUGUAUGAGAGUUUCUUUUAUUGUAUAUUUUCCUCUCAAAAUCAUUGAAAUUUUUAAUGUGCAUUGUUGCAAAAAAUAUUAACACCAGAAAACAUUUUCUGUCAUUUCUUUAUUAUUUUAUAAAAAAUAUGGACUAUAUGGUAGACAUGUCAAAGACUAAUUUUUUAGAGUUAACUGUUUGCCUCAUAUUUGACUUUUGAAACAUUUCUCCGGAUUCCAAUUUGUAUUUCAGAAUUUGGCAGUUUUUCAUGUUAAUUUCAGUCUUUCUUCUUCACUCAAUUACUUAUCAUUUGUGGGUGAUGAAAAUGUCUGUAAUGUUUGGCAAAGGAAAAUAGUAUUAACGAAUCUUAGAGAGGUUCAAUACUGAAAAUGUAUUAUAAUCUUUUAAUAUUUUUAAUGUACAUAUUAUUUUCUUGGGAAUGAACUAACAUUCCUAAAAGUUAAUAAUGAAAGUAAUAUAUCAAUGUAUUUAAAUGCAAUGAUGAGAAGUUUUUAUUUUCAUAUGCUUUUAUUGUAUUGAAAAUGGAAACAUUGUUAUAUUUCUCAGAUUGAGAACCAUGGAAGACAUCUAGAGAAAUUACAAAUACAUCUAGUCAAUUGGUGUGUGCCAUAAAAUGUGUAUUUCACAUCUCUAAUCAUGUCUUAUUGGAUGUGUAGUUUUCUUUGUAAAAAAUAUGUACUGUAGUCUUCUGUUAUUCUAUGAAUAUAAUUUGCUUUUUGUAACAUUCCAUCAUUUUCAUUAUUUGAUCAGUAUUUGUAGCUCCUAAGCUUUAAAAAAGAGCAACAAUCUGUUUUAUGUGUUUACAAGAUGUAUGCAUGUUGUAAUAGACACAAAUUAAUCUUCAGCGUAAUGUUAAGAGAUCCUUAAGAGAUAAGCCUUUUAGUUGCCAUAUUUCAAAGUUUAUUGUAAUGACAUGUAUUUCCAUGCAUAAGGGGCUAUCCAUAAAUUAUGAAAUGCAAAUUUGGAGUGUGUUGAAUACCCCCUCCACCCCUCUUAAUGCAUGUUUGAAACCCCUUCUAAUAAUUACGUAAAGCUUGCAACAAGACAUCCUCCCCUCCAAUUACAAAAAGUAAAAGUCAAUCAACAAAUCAUCCCCCCUCUUUAGUAUUAUGUAAUUUUUGGCGACUCAUAAUUAAUUUUUAAAAAUAUUUUAUUUAUUUAAUAAUUCAAUUUUCAAUUCAUUCUCUUUUCAUUAAGGAUUCAAAACAGUGCUUAAUUUUUUUCUUAGUUUCAAAAAUUGAUUUUAUUUGUAAGUUGAUUAACUACUUAUGAUCAAUAAGAAUAUUUUUAAAGAAUUUUCAUAUGACAAUAUAUUUGCAAUCUGCUGUUGGAAUGUCAAUCAGAUGAGUCAACUGUUAUGAUAUGAUUAUUCCUAUAAUUUACAAAUAUAAUGUUGAGAAUCACUGAAAAAUGAGCUGUUGUGCUGGAUUUAUUAUUAUCAUUAUUUUCCUGGAAAUGGACAAAAUUUAAAAAAAAAAAAAAAAAAUUAUAGAGCCAUAGGGAAUUCUGUCUCUUCCUUAAAAUUAAUUUCAUAAGGAUAUUGUAGUAGGAAAUAUCCUUGGGAUAUUAUACAGCGUUGUGUAAAGUGAUUUUUUAAUACAAAAUUGUCCAAUCAUAGAAUGAUUUUUUCAUUAUAAUGUAAACUCAGGUACACCUUAAUACAAGAUUAAUUCAAAACAGUGUUAAAUAAUUUUAUUUAUUCACACAGGUUAAAUAUUAGCACUUGUUUGAAUAUUAUCAAAUAUCCUAAAAAGACACUUGUAUAUUUUGAUUAUAUUUUUAUAUUUGUUUUAAAUGAAUUUUAGAUAUUAAAGGUCUUGAAACAUUAUUUUAUUGUGACAUAAUGCAUUCAAUUUUUAAGAAUUAUUUUUAUCUAAUCCUCAUAACUGCACUUUGUAAGUGAUCUUAUGAGUAGAUUUUUUUGCAAUUUCUUUUUUACCAUAGUAUUAAAAAUGAGGUUUCCUUGUUAAAUAAAAUUUAAAUUAAAAAAUGACUUUAACAUUUUGAGUUUCUAAAAAAUUGUUUUGAUUCUUGUAGAUAAUCUAAUACUUCAUUCUUUUGCUUCUAGAAUAGUCCUUUGCAUGUGGUAGAUAUGAAAUAAAAAAAGAGAAUUCGAUAUUUUUUAAUGCAGAAAUUAAAUAUUUCCAUUUUUGUUGAUAUUUAUGCACUAACUAUCCCAUGUAACAAUUUUUAAACAUCAGAGUUUGUUAAAAGAAUUGAUUUCUGGAAUCAUUUAAACAGGGAAGUAUACAAUAAAUUUGUUAAUGUUGUUUCAGAGACUGAGUUUAAUGUACAUGUCAAGCAGAGAGUAUGUAUGUAGAGUAUCUACAGUUAACUAUAUUUUUAUUUACUGGUGAAUAAAAAAUCUUAUGCUUUUAUUGUGUUUUGUUUUUGCUAUUAUAUUAUAUAUUUUGAUACUUUCACCACUUAUAUUAAUUUUAAGGGACACUGCUAGGUUUUUACAAAUAGGACAAAUCUAAAUUGUGUGUUAAUUCUUUGCCAUGAGG